GCGAAGGGCGCGAGGGAUCAGCAGCGCGGAGGCAGCUGGCGCGAGCUGGAGGACGCGCCACUCCGCCAAAGAGCUUGAAGUCGCCUGGAGUGGACAUACAGAACCCGCGCAGUUGGACGAGGCUGUUUAUUUAUAUUGCUUUUUGUUUGUUUGUUUCUUUCUGUCGUAUCUGCCGACCGUGGAAGUUUUUUUUUUUCUGGUGAGCCCUCCGUCCUCCGUGAUCCCUCCCUCCCUCCUUCCUUCCCUCUUUUUGAUUCCGGAUGGCAGCGGGGAGAAUGAACGAGGCGGACGAUCAUGUCGAGUCCACCACAAACGUGUCAGCCUGAAAGAUCUCCGCUCAGGAGGAGGAGGACCGCGCCGGCUCCGCUGAGGAACAAACUUGCGUCGUUUUUCCAGAGCAAAGACUUUCAUCCACUCCAGUGAAGGACAGAGAGACAGAGAGAAAGAGAGACAGAGACGGGAACUAAAACAAACAAACAAAAAAGACCAUCUGCUUUGAUCCAGAGAACGGAAACGACUGAAAAAAAAGCAGAAAACGUCACACGUAUCAUUCUCACGUUUUUACGUUUUUGCGUUUUUACGUUUUUUUUUACAUAUAUAUUCCCUUCCUGUAUGAAAAGUCAAGUGGAAAGAGUUGGAGACCAGCAUGCCGCGGAGAAAGCAGCAAGCACCCAGGCGAUCCUCAGCCUAUGUGCCUGAGGACGAGCUGAAGGCAGCCAAGAUCGAUGAGGAGCACCUGCAGGAUGACGGCCUCUCCUUAGACGGCCAGGACACAGAGUACCUGUGCAACGAUGAGGACGAUGCACGUGAGCAGCUAAGCUAUCAAAACUCCCCUCUCAGCAAUGGCACCAACCCAGACGCUGGGUACGGCUCACCCCUCAGCGACACCAGCGAUCACCUGGCCGACUUCAAGAGCACCUCCUCCAAAGAGGGCCAGGACAAGGAGGAGGUCGAGGACAUGGAGACAGAUGCUGGUCUUUCCUUGCAGGAUAGCCUGGCGCAGAUGAAAGCCGUCUAUGCAAACCUGAUCUCGGACGCCUCCUGGUCCAGCAUCGCAAAGGACAUUAUGAAAAGCAAACAACUUAGCGCCAGCAGCAACAGCACGACAAGCAACCACAAGGGGAGCAAUAGCAUUGUGAACAGUCAUGCAACUAACACAAAUAGCAGUGGAGGCAGCAGCAUUAGCACUGCUAGUGGUAGCGCUAGUGCUACAACGACCACCCCCACCACCACAAGCACCAACCCUGCAAAGGCCGCUGCUUUUACCAGUCCGAAAAAUGGGAACAUAAGUGGUACCAGCAGUGGAGGUGUCGCUUAUGACUGGCACCAAGCUGCACUUGCUAAAACUUUACAGCAUACAGCGUACCACCUCUUGCCAGAACCCAGUCUCUUCAGCACGGUGCAGCUGUACCGGCAGAACAAUAAACUGUAUGGGCCUGUAUUUACUGGUGCCAGCAAAUUUAGAUGCAAGGACUGCAGUGCAGCUUACGACACCCUUGUGGGCCUCACAGUACACAUGAACGAAACAGGCCAUUACCGUGAUGACAAUAAAGACCAGGAGGAUGAUUCAGGCAAGAAAUGGUCCAAGCCAAGGAAACGUUCCUUGAUGGAGAUGGAGGGCAAAGAGGAUGCUCAGAAAGUCUUGAAGUGCAUGUACUGUGGACACUCAUUUGAAUCCCUGCAAGACCUCAGUGUCCACAUGAUCAAAACAAAACACUACCAGAAAGUGCCUCUCAAAGAACCAAUGCCAGCUCUUGCCUCAAAGCUGGUGCCCUCUACCAAAAAACGAGUCUUUCACGACUUAGUGUCCCCAUGUUCACCUGAGUCCAUCAGUAGCACCACUGGUGUUCCACUGGCAGAGUCCACACCCACCAAAGACCAGAAGGUUUCUAACCCCUAUGUUACCCCUAACAAUCGCUACGGCUAUCAGAAUGGUGCAAGCUAUACCUGGCAGUUUGAGGCCCGAAAAGCCCAGAUUCUCAAGUGUAUGGAGUGUGGAAGUUCUCAUGACACCUUGCAGCAGCUAACAGCCCAUAUGAUGGUCACAGGGCAUUUCCUCAAAGUCACCAACUCUGCUUCAAAAAAGGGGAAACAGCUAGUAUUUGACCCAGUGGUGGAAGAAAAAAUUCAGUCCAUUCCUCUUCCACCAACCACAACACGUCUGCCAAUUCCAACCAUCAAAUCACAACCAGAUUCUCCAUUGCACCCCUCCACAACUGAGGACAGGAAGGAUUUGCAAGAUGAAAAAAUGGAGGUGGGUGAGCCAGAGAAGAAAAUCAAAGAGGAGAAAGAGGAUCCCUCUGAAAAACCUGAGAAGUCCGAGAAACCUGGUCAGUACAAGUAUCUCCGAGAGGAAGAUCUGGAGGAGACUCCCAAAGAGGGUCUUGAUAUUCUAAAGUCUCUAGAAAAUACUGUAUCUAGUGCGAUCAGCAAGGCUCAGACUGGUACCCCCACAUGGGGAGGCUAUCCUAGUAUCCACGCUGCCUACCAGCUGCAAGGUUCAGUGAAAUCUCUCUCUGCUGUUCAGAGUGUUAAAAUGCAACCUACAUACAGCGCAAGCAGCUUGAAGUCCCUGUCAGCUGAAACCAGUGCCCUCAUCCAUUCCCCAAGCAGUCCGUCCCCACCACCGAAUCAUAAGAACAAUGUCCUGGCCAUGGAGGAGUUAGUGGAGAAAGUAACAGGAAAAAUUGUCUCGAAGAAAGAGAAGGAGGAAAAGGGUAUUGAACGCAUCCCAAAGCAUGUCUCUGCGAAAUCACCUUCACCUGUACCCAAGGAGAAGAAAGAUCUGCCUCAGCCAACUGACCUUAGCAAGGCUACAAAGAAUGGCACCGCAGAGGAGAUUGAGUCACUUGGGAGGGAAGGAGAACAGAAGGAGAGCCAUGCAGAUACGCCUGACAAGAAUGGGAUGGAUGCCCUCAAAGCGCCGGUCAGCAAUGGUUGCAGCAGUUUGGGAAUUAUCACUGAUCACUCACCAGAACAGCCUUUAGUCAACCAUCUCAGUGCACUGCAGUCUAUCAUGAACACUCACUUAGGCAAGGCUUCCAAAACUGUCAGCCCUCUCCUCGAUCCAUUAGCAAUGCUUUACAAAAUCAGCAACAACAUGAUGGAGAAGCCCAUUUACAAUCCUACUCAGGUUAAACAAGUUGAGUCCAUCAACAGAUAUUACGACAACGAUGAUCAGCCAAUGGACUUGACGAAAUCCAAGAGCAGCAACGGGCGCACAAACAACGGCUCCUCCACUGUCAUAAGCAACAAUAACAACAGCAGCAUCGCUAACAGUAACCGACCCAUUCUGUCCAACUUAUCUGAAUCGGUGUCUUCCCCUCUGCGGGAAAAUGCUUUGAUGGACAUCUCGGACAUGGUGAAAAACCUCACGGGCCGCCUGACACCAAAGUCAUCGACGCCCUCUUCUGUCUCCGAGAAGUCAGAUGCGGAUGGCAGCGCUUUUGAAGAUGCUCUGGAGGAUUUUACCCAUGUGCAAAAGAGGAAAGGAAGACAGUCUAACUGGAACCCUCAGCAUCUCCUGAUUUUGCAGGCUCAGUUUGCAUCCAGCCUUCGUGAGACCCCUGAGGGGAAGUUUGUCAUAACGGACCUGGGUCCUCAGGAGCGUGUACAUAUCUGUAAGUUCACAGGUCUCUCCAUGACCACGAUCUCUCACUGGCUGGCCAACGUGAAGUACCAGCUUAGGCGGACAGGCGGAACCAAGUUCCUAAAGAACAUUGACUCGGGCCAGCCUCUGUUCCUGUGCAGUGACUGUGCUUCCCAGUUCAGAACUCCCUCCACGUACAUUAGCCACUUAGAAUCCCAUUUAGGGUUCAGUUUGAAGGACCUUUCAAAGUUAUCUCUAGACCUCAUGAGGGAGCAGCAGGCGGUCACAAAAAUGAUAACGGACAAGACCUUCAAUUCCCUGGCCUUGACCGAGGAGGACUCUAAUUCCAUCUAUCAGUGCAAACUGUGCAAUAGGACUUUUGUCAGCAAGCAUGCAGUCAAGCUGCACCUCAGCAAAACGCAUGGCAAGUCUCCAGAGGACCACUUGAUCUUUGUCUCUGAGCUUGAAAAGUUAGAUAAAGCGUAGAGGAGGAGCAGGCCAGUGGCAGUGAAGUGACUGGCUCGAGAAUCCUUGCACUACAUCACUGUAAUGCACUGCACCUGAACUGAGCCUUCAGUCAAAAUCAGUCAAAUAUUUGUUGUGCAACUGCCUGACUGGACCAUGAUCUGUUUCUUCUUUUAUUAAUUUUUUGUUUGUUUUGGUUGUUGUUUUUUCACUCUCUUGAUUUCUAUAUCUUACUUUGUAUUGUAUUUAUAUAUGUGUUGACUUUGUGCAUGUUUUUUUCCAUCAGUGACCAGAUUCAAGCAGAUUUUUCCACUGUUUGUAUUCUGUGGAAUUGAGAAUGAGACCAGCAUGGUAUCCAUGGGCAUGGUCAAAAACAAGACUGAAGAAGUAAUACGUGAAUAUAGUUGAGUCUAUCAUACUGUACACUUAACCGACAAAUGUGCAGGAACCAUUAAGAAUAUAUAUGAAGUGAGAAAGACGUAUUUUGUUAUUUUGAGCUCAAAUUCCCAAAUUUGGCUUUAUACCAAUCAAACUUCCACAAAAUGAUCUGUGAAAAUGACACAUUGAAGGCAGCGAUCUUUCAAACCUCAAAGGAUAUUGAUGAUCACCCUGCUGCUUCAGAUGGUCCACUUUGUGUUUUCAAAUGACUUUGUUUUUACGUAUUUGUUGGCAGUUGUUUUGUUGUUAAGUAUCAUUUUUUACAGUAGCAAUUUGGAAAUGUAUGCUUUGGUACCGACUUUUCUCUUUCUAUAGGUUUGCUUCGAUUUCAACCUGUAAAGACUUAAUUAAAUCCUUAUAUACAGUACAUAUAUAUUUAAAUGAUCUGCAAUGAUGUACAUGUACAUUUUCAUCAUCAUAUCUUGCCAAUUGCCGCAGCAUUGUUUGUAUGGUGUGCAUUCUUUUAUAUUGUCAUUUUAUAUAUAGUAAACAAAAACGAAAUAAUAUGUAAAUAGAUAUAUAUGCAGACAGUAUGUGACCAGUAGCGUCAACGUUCAUCCUUUUGGUCCUCCAGUGUGGUUAAUAUUAAUUGAUUUGAUGGAAUGCGUCCUCAGAUGCGCAGUACGUGUGAGUGAAAAGAGCAGUGCACAACAGGAAUUCCAGUGCAUUUCAAUGUUUUUAAUCAUACCAUUGUGAAAUGUCCCAUCAACUCAUGAAAAAAUAUUGUUUUUGUCCCUCAAUUGUAAAAUAAAUCCUGACGCAGUUCUUGACUAA
Molecule: messenger RNA, 5266 nt
Organism: Colossoma macropomum (tambaqui)
Lineage: Eukaryota; Metazoa; Chordata; Actinopteri; Characiformes; Serrasalmidae
Gene: tshz1
Product: teashirt zinc finger homeobox 1
Exons: 3
Coding region: 647-4075 (1142 amino acids)
Biological process (GO): regulation of transcription by RNA polymerase II
Cellular component (GO): nucleus
Molecular function (GO): DNA-binding transcription factor activity, RNA polymerase II-specific; DNA binding
Source: RefSeq, a predicted model, not a curated record